Messenger RNA from Calliphora vicina (urban bluebottle blowfly), 1628 nucleotides. RefSeq names its product SET and MYND domain containing, arthropod-specific, member 7 (gene SmydA-7). The coding region runs from base 93 to 1553 and encodes 486 amino acids. The record is from RefSeq and is a predicted model, not a curated record. Gene Ontology annotation, molecular function: protein binding. NCBI's taxonomy places the organism in Eukaryota, Metazoa, Arthropoda, Insecta, Diptera, Calliphoridae. The transcript is spliced from 5 exons.
GCGGAUAGACUACAAAGAAUUUAAAGAAUUUUAUGUACAUAUUUGAAUUUUUGUGAAAAUCAUAAAUAUUGAAAACGAAAAUUAUUUAGAAAAUGCAAAAUUUCAGUGAAAAUGUGAAAUUUGCAUUUAAUGACAAAUUGGGCAGACAUUUAAUAGCGGCUAUUGAUAUAGAACCCGGCGAUAUAUUAAUCGAAGAACAGCCCUUAUUGAUUACCACACACUGGGAGUGUGAACAAAUGAAAUGUGCCAAAUGCUGUGAGGAUUCUUUUGUUAUGUGCAAGCAAUGUCAAUUCUUUCCUUUGUGCAUGGAUUGCCGUGAUCACGAUCGUUUUGAGUGUGAAUUUUUUCAAACACAAGCCAAACAUAUUUCCAAAAAUCUGCUUAUAAACAAUUUUUCUUUAAAUGCUGUGCUUAAACUGCUACUACUGCGGGAGAAUCCACAUACAAACGAGAAAUGUAAAGAUUUAUUGCCACAUAAUUUCAAAUUGAAUGAGUAUCGUGAAACUGAUAUGUGGCAAGAUCAUGAAGAGAAUAUUGUACAGCCUUUAAUACAAUCGGGUUUUAUGGAUACUUUGUGUAGCGCCAAGGAGGAGAAUUGUUUAGAUGGAGAUUUGUUGCAUAAAUUGUGCAUUUUAAUAGAUGCGAAUGCGUUUGAGGUGUCGAGCAAAGUUAUGGGUGAUUCGCUAAAGGGAAUUUAUGUGCACGCAGCAAAAAUGCCCCAUCAUUGUGUACCGAAUGCGGCCACCUCUAUAGACGAUGAAUAUAAUAUGAGAAUAUAUGCUGGAGUGCCCAUAAAAGCGGGAGAGAUUAUUUACAAUUCAUUUACGAAUCCACUGAUGGGCACAAUACAACGUCAACAUCACCUUCGCAUGACCCGACAUUUUGAAUGCGGUUGCAGUCGCUGUCUCGAUCCCACCGAAAUGGGUACCCACAUGAGUUCACUUAAAUGUAAACAGUGUAACGAAGGCUAUGCUAUCUGCCAUCGCGGCAAAUGGCUGUGUGAACAAUGCAAUAACACAAUCGAUCCCAUACAAGUACAGAAACUUCUCACUGAGGUCUCCGAGGAAAUGGCCAAAGCCAAUGGUGAUAUAAUGGGUUACGAAGAGCUGUUGCAUAAAUAUGCUGGAGAUUUUCAUCCAAAUCAUUUUCUUAUGAUUGAUUUGAAACAAAAUAUUGCCACCAUUUUAAGGGGUAUACUAAUGAAUCCCAUGUGUAAGCCGGGCAAAGAGGUUUUAGAACGGCGCUUAGAUUUGUGUGAGGAAAUAUUGCCGGUGGUGAAGAGAGUUAUACCGGGCUAUUCGAAAUUGUAUGCAAUUGCAUUGUACGAGUAUUUGUUGUCGUUUUUGGAGUUGUCAGAGUUGGAGUUUCGUUGCAAGGAAUUGGCCAAAGAUGUGUAUUAUCAAAAAUUACAAUUUGCCAAAGAAGUUGCUGCCGAGGCUAAAGAAUUAUUAUCAUUCGAACCGGUUAAUUCGCCCGAAGGUCAUUUGGUGCGUCGCAUCUCUAUACAACAGGAACAAAUUGAAGAAAAUUUACAGAAACUUGCCUCCAAAUAAAUAUGUUUAAUUAUUGUAUUAUUUUAGUAUAGAGUAAAAUAAAUAUUUACAACUUUUUUUUGUAUAUAGGUACUA